Messenger RNA from Rana temporaria (common frog), 1419 nucleotides. Its product is annotated as keratin, type I cytoskeletal 17-like. Gene Ontology annotation, molecular function: structural molecule activity. Bases 68 to 1279 code for a protein of 403 amino acids. NCBI's taxonomy places the organism in Eukaryota, Metazoa, Chordata, Amphibia, Anura, Ranidae. The transcript is spliced from 8 exons. The record is from RefSeq and is a predicted model, not a curated record.
GCAAGGUUUUGAAGAUCUACCAGUAGCUCUUUGAAAUUCAGGGAAGUUGGAGCUAACACACAACACCAUGUCUUGCCAGUGGAAGAGUGGAUCAGUUAGAUCAUCGGUGGGUGGCAGUAUCAGCGGCCACAGAAUCAGCAGUUUGGCUUUAGACCUGACUAAAGGGUCCGAGUACUUUGGUGCCAAUUUUAGCUCCAGUGAUGGCCUCUUGCAUGGAGGUGAAAAGGAGACCAUGCAGAACCUCAACAUCCGACUGUCCUCUUACUUGGACAAAGUGAAAGCCUUAGAAGAUGCCAAUGCUGAGCUUGAAGCAAAGAUCAAGGAAUGGUACCUAAAACACCAGGCCAAAAACAUCCCAGGGGACUACAGUAAAUACUUCGCCAUUAUUGAAGAUCUCAAAAACAAGAUCUUAGUGGAAAGUACAGAAAACGCCAGAAUUGUGUUGCAGAUUGAUAAUGCCAAGUUGGCUGCGGACGAUUUUAGAAUUAAAUAUGAGAACGAGGCAUUACUCCACCAGAGUGUUGAAUCAGACAUCUGCGGUCUCCGUAGAGUAUUGGAUGAAUUGGUCUUCACCAAGUCCAGCCUUGAACCUCAGAUUGAAAGCCUUAAGGAAGAGAUUGAGUGUCUGAAGAGGAACCAUGAAGAGGAAAUGAAUGCUCUCCGAGGACAGAAGGGAGGUAUUAGUGUGGAGAUGGAUGCAGCACCUGGUAUUGACCUAACCAAACUUCUGAGUGACAUGCGCUCUCAGUAUGAAGAAAUUGCAGAACAGAACCGCCAGAGGGCUGAAGAAUGGUUUAGAGAAAAGAGUACCGAACUGAACCAGGAGAUCUCACACAGCAGUGAAGUGGUUGAAACCCAUAAAUCUCAGCUAACGGAUCUUAAACGCACAUUGCAAGAACUGGAAAUUGAGCUUCAAGCACAACUUGCUAUGAAAUGCUCCUUGGAGGGCUCAUUGGAAGAAACAGAGUGUUGUUAUAGCACACAGCUGUCACAGCUACAGAUCCUUGUCGGAAACGUUGAAGAGCAGCUCUGCCAGGUCCGCAGUGAUAUGGAACGUCAGAAUGCAGAGUACAAACUUCUGAUGGACAUCAAGACCCGUCUGGAAAUAGAAAUUGAGACAUAUCGUAGACUGAUUGAUGGAGAGCCAUGGCAAUACAAACCUGAACCAGUUCCAGUGAAGGAACCAAAUAAAACCAGGAAAGUCACAACAAUUGUGGAGGAAGUGGUAAACGGCAAAGUCGUAUCACAAAAAGUGAAUGAAACCGAAGAGAAGGUGUAACUGAGAAUGCCAUUCACAGCACUGAUGUGCUUAUUCCUCAAAGAUAUAUAUGUGUAUGCUUUUAUAUUAUAUUCAAUGCAACAGGGGACUGGGUGCAUCUAUGUUCUUUUAUAUUCAAUAAACAGUAUUGUGCAGUACAA